AUGGGGUCUGUGGGAGUAGAGGCACCUCUGAAAGUCAUCAUCGUCGGUGCUGGACUUGGAGGAUGUGCGACCGCUUUGGCGAUGCACAGCGCCGGUUUCGAGGUGGUUGUGUACGAAAAAGUCCGGAAUUUCCUGAGACUAGGAGACUCGUUAGGACUGGGAGAGAAUGCUCUCAAGUUGUUGGAUCGAUGGUCGCCGAGUCUGCGUGCACGGCUGGUUGAGAUCGGUAAUAAAUCCGAAAUGAUGCAGAUCCGUCGAUGGCAUGAUGGCAAGAUUCUGGCUCAGCAGCCGCUCAUGGAUAUGGCUGGCUUCAUUGGCCAUCGUGGGGACUACCAUACAGGAUUCUUGAAUGCGGUCGCUGAAAAGGGUAUCCCAGUUCACAUGGGAACUGAUGUAAUUGACUACGAUGACAGUGCUCCUUCCGUGACACUAGCCAACGGAGAAGUAAAACACGCUGAUAUUGUCAUUGCUGCGGACGGUAUUAAAUCACGGGCGAGAGAAAUGGUACUCGGGUUCGACGACAAACCCAAGUCGUCAGGUUAUGCAUGUUUCCGAGCCUUUUUCAAAGGCGCCCACUUGAGGGGCGAUCCGUUGACUGCCGAGUUUGUGGAGAAGGAAUGCGUGAACAUCUGGAUUGGGAAGGACCGACAUCUCGUGCAGAACACGCUUCGCGAUGGCGAGGAAUUCAACUGGAUCAUCACUCACAAGGACACAGAAGAUAUCAAGGAGUCGUGGUUCCAGCCAGGCGACAUGAAUGCGGUACGAGAGCUCGUCGCCGAUUGUGAUCCUAGAAUCGCAGCCAUAGUCAGCAAGACGGAGGAAUGCCUGGAUUGGAAGAUCUGCUAUCGAGACCCUAUUCCGACCUGGGUGAGUGCGAACCAUAAGGUCGCUCUGGUGGGAGACUGCUGUCAUCCACAUCUGCCGACAAGCGCUCAAGGGGCAAGCCAGGCGACGGAGAGCGCAGCGGUACUCGCUCAAUGUCUGCUGUUGGCUGGGAAGGACAAUGUGCCACUGGCAACCCGAGUAUACGAGAAAAUCCGGUUCCCAAGAGUCCGACGAGCCCAGACAAAUGGCGAGGACGUUCGAGAUAGAUGGCAUUCUGCUCUUGAUAAAGUUGAAGAUGGCGAGGAAAUUGAUCCUAAAUCGAUCUUCAUCAGAAACGCUGUUCUCUACGACUAUGACGCGGAAAGCGAUACUCGAAAGCAGUGGCCGCAGCUUUCGGCACUCGUCACGGAAGAGUUGCGCACUGGAAAGAUCACGCCUUUAUGCUGA
This is a messenger RNA of Exophiala bonariae, 1272 nucleotides long. RefSeq lists its product as uncharacterized. The record is from RefSeq and is a predicted model, not a curated record. Lineage: Eukaryota; Fungi; Ascomycota; Eurotiomycetes; Chaetothyriales; Herpotrichiellaceae. The transcript has 6 exons. Gene Ontology annotation, molecular function: FAD binding; monooxygenase activity. Bases 1 to 1272 code for a protein of 423 amino acids.